This is a messenger RNA of Ruditapes philippinarum (Manila clam), 2009 nucleotides long. RefSeq names its product probable G-protein coupled receptor 21. NCBI's taxonomy places the organism in Eukaryota, Metazoa, Mollusca, Bivalvia, Venerida, Veneridae. The transcript has a single exon. Gene Ontology annotation, cellular component: membrane. Gene Ontology annotation, molecular function: G protein-coupled receptor activity. Bases 559 to 1806 code for a protein of 415 amino acids. The record is from RefSeq and is a predicted model, not a curated record. Gene Ontology annotation, biological process: G protein-coupled receptor signaling pathway.
CCUGCAGUCAACCGUCAUAAAUGUCAAAGUCGAUGUACAAUUACAGAGAGGUCUAAUUGAUCCCAAUAUCAGGAAAAUGUGUAAGAAUCAAAUAAAUGCUUUUCUUUUGAUUCGCAAAUGGUGACACUUUUUCAACAAUCGAUACCUGUCUAACUUCAAACAACGAAUCACAGGUGAUUAUUUAACAAUCACAUUGCUCAUUAAGAAAAACGAGUAAAAAAUGAGCUGCAACAUUCAUGAACAAACAUGAAUACUUCAUUACAGAUAUGUCUGUGUAACUAACUUGUGGAAUAAGUAAGAAGUGUGAUUACAUAACUAAGCAACCUGGAUAAAUUCAGCGUCUGCUUUAUGAAAACUCUUCGAAAACGUACUUAACCAACUACUGAAAUCUCAGUGUCUUAAGCUGAUAAAUGAUACAAGUAUUCAUGAUUUUUUCAAAUUGUUCAGAAAUUUGGACAAUGGUACAAUAAAUACACCAAUAAUAAACCAUGAGAGCACGAUAAAUACAUUGUCUCUACAGAAGAAAUUAAACCAUAUAUUCACGAUUGUGCUUUUCUGAUGUACCUAAAUAUUUCAAACGACUCCUUACAGAGCUUCCAUAAUAUGUCAGGCGAGUUUAAACCAAAGGUUGCGAUAUUUCAAGCCAUUGUUAUUAUAUUGUUUUCUAUGGCAAUCAUCGUAUGUAACGUUGUCCUAAUAAUGGCGGUAUUACGAACGCCGAAUUUACACACAAAAACAAACGCUUUGUUGGUGUCUGUUUCAUUAAGUGAAGUGAUGCUAGGUGUGUUUGUUAUGCCUUUCAUAGCAUCACUUCUGAUUAAGCCUUCAUUAAGAUUCUCGUCUGGACUUUGUGACUUUAUAGCAUUCAUGACAUCAGUUCAAGCUUCUUCUAGGGCACUUAGCAUGUUCAGUGUUGCUGUUGACAGGUGUGUGGCAAUUUCUCAUCCACUACAGUAUAACAGCUGUAUCACUAGAAAAACAAUUACUUUAUUUGCUGCAAUUGUUUGGAUCUUGAGUAUAAUAUUUGCAGUAUUUCCUUACAUUAACGUUGGAAAAUAUUCAUUUCUUACGGUUUAUGGCCGAUGCAUGAUCGAUUAUCAUGUAUCAUCCGUUUUUGCGAUCGUGAAGGAGGUGACGUGUACAUUAGUGCCAUCUAUUGGUGUAUUUAUCACUUUUGUUAUUGUGAUUACCGAAGCUCGGUCACAUCAUCGGGUUACUAUGAUAGCUCAACUAGCUAUUGCAAUGUACUCCGGACCAGUUCGAGGAGUCAACUACACGAGAAGUACUUUCAAAGCAUUGAGAACAUAUCUAGUCAUUUCAUGUAUUUACUUAUUUACUUGUUUUCCAAGGUCUUUAUAUGUCAUUUCGGUAUCAGCUAAUCAGCGUCAUUCAAAUUCAUUGUUUACAUUUUUCACUUUCUUAACAUACAUUUGCUCCAUAUCAACACCUCUAGUUAUAUCUACUUUAAAUAUAAAAUUUCGACAAAGUAUUGUCACAUUAUUUGAAUCGAAAAACAAAGUCAAUCCAAUUUCUGACUAUGAACCCUAUACAAUAUCAACGGGAUUGCAUACAAUUCUGGAACAUUCAAUGGUGUUUAAAUGUGUUCCGAAUAAAGACCAAAAGUUCUCAAAAAUGAGUUCAUUCAGAGAACCAGUAGCUGGACCAUCAAGGCAAUUACCUAUUGUGCGAUUUCAGCCUCGUAGGGUUUCAGUUCUACAUGAAGCACAAAGUUCAAGUUCUAGUGGAAUUACAGUAAUGAAACCAGGACAUGCUGUGCUAAGGAAGACGCUGUCAUCACCGUCAUGAUCAAAUAUUGUAUCCUCACAUUCAUUGGUAUCACUGUAAUAAAAACCAGGUCAUGCUGUUUAAAGGAAGACACACACGAGAUAACUUCAUAAGUUUUAUCAACAAAACCAUUAAAGCUUUCCGAUGGUGUUUUUCAUCAUAAUCAUUCCAUUAGUUUUCAUAGAUUGUCACAGGGAUAUUUAUUGUUUGUUAUAAUGUUGUGU